AUGCCAAUUUCACUGGUUGAACACCAGAAAACCCUGAAUUUGAACUUCUUUGUGGAACUCGAAACCGAGGCCCCAAGUCCGAGAAUUUUUAGUCCUAUCGAGACUUUUCAAGAUGCAUAUCCGAUAUUCAAAACCCCCAAUUCGUUUGCUUCUUUGUACUUGGACUAUAAAGGUAUGUACUACUUGGACUACUUCGAGAACAAAUUGUCAGGGGAAUUAGCUAUCUCAUUUGACCAGACCAACUACUUUAAGAAGUUGUUUUCGUUGUUAGCAAACAACGAAGAAACCUUUACAUAUGUGGUGACUGCUUGGGGUGCCUUGUAUUGCAAGAAUAGAUUGUAUGAUGACGAAGUAAGAGAGUACAUGAACAAGGCAUUGAAGAAAUUCAAUCAUAUGUUUGGAAAUAAAAUCAACGGGUUUGAUUAUUACUUUCAAUUGUGCUUUUACCUUAUAAUAUCUGAAAUGCAUAUAUGUAUCGGGGAGCUCAAAGAAUGGCGAGUUUACUUUGAUAAAACAUGCAGAUUGAUCAAUGAGUAUGGGGGAUUGCAGAAGCUUUGUGAAGACUUCAGCUACUCUCAUGAGAUAAGAUUCAUGGUAUCCAAUCUACAGUACAACGAUAUUAUGUCUUCGCGGACGUUGGCUGAAGGGACUUCAUUUCCUGUGGAAGAGUAUGAAAUGGUCUUCAAUCACCCUAAUUUCAAGAAAUUUGAGUUGAGCUACGGAAUUGAUACUUUACAAGGUUGCCAUCAGCUGGUGCUUUUAUUAUUAGGUGACAUCAUGAACCACAAGGUGAUCCUUACGCGUGAAUUGAUUCUUGUAGAAUCAAUAGAUAAAUCCCUGGAACAGAGCUUGGUCGAAUAUCAAAGAGCCAAAAGGGACUACUAUCAACUAGUUGAAUCAUUCGCUUCAAAAUUGAGUGCUAAACUCGAGACUACUAAUCCCAAUCAAGAGGUUCUAAAAUCCAUUGAAAAUGACCCAUCCGAGUAUGAAGUUUACUCUAAGACUUACGAUCUAUACAAACUUUGUUGUGAGUUGUACUUACACUUGUACAUCAAGCAAAUAAUCCCUAGUAACUACCAAAUACAGCAGAUUGUUCUUGAGUGCUUUGACUUGGUUGACAUUUUGAUAACUAGCAAAAUGAACCUAAUUUUGUGCUUGCCUCUCCUCAUAUGUGGGGUUUGUACUUUUGAGCAAGGUAACAAGGCCUAUAUGAAAUCGACAAUCAACAAGGUUCGAAUGGUAAGUCCAGUUCAAAACCUUGACAAAUGCUGGGUUAUUCUACAACGAGUAUGGGAAUUAAACCCCGAUGGUAAUGUGAUUGUUGAUUGGUCAAAUAUAUGUGAUGAGUUGGGCUGGGAUUUGAAUGUUUGCUAA
Yamadazyma tenuis ATCC 10573 is the source of this 1374-nucleotide messenger RNA. Its product is annotated as Zn(II)2Cys6 transcription factor. Gene Ontology annotation, molecular function: zinc ion binding; transcription cis-regulatory region binding; DNA-binding transcription factor activity, RNA polymerase II-specific. The record is from RefSeq and is a predicted model, not a curated record. Gene Ontology annotation, cellular component: nucleus. Gene Ontology annotation, biological process: positive regulation of transcription by RNA polymerase II. Lineage: Eukaryota; Fungi; Ascomycota; Pichiomycetes; Serinales; Debaryomycetaceae.